GCGCAGCCUCCAACGUGACACACUGGAAUAAGCAUCCGAGGCGAGAAAGAGAGCGAGAGAGGCAGAGAGAUCAGCAGCCCGACACAAAGCUCGUGUUUUGGACGCGACCGUGCGCUGAGAUUUGAUUCACCUCUCGCUGCGUUUUUCUGUAGGAGGCUCUGUUCGGGAUUCACAGGCUCGGCGACGCGACCGGACUGAACGGAGACGAGCUGCAGUGGAUAUCGUUGUGUUUUUCGUUGCAUUGUUCAGGCGAAAGGCGAUAUCGAUCGACUGCGAAUGCGAACUUGAGAGCCGAGCAAACCUGAGGUCGGUCGGUCGGUGGACUUGUAAACACUGGGCUUGUGAGGAGGGCUGGGCAGCCUUUUUUAGCUAGUUAAAACCUCUUGCAGGGCUAAGUUGCUGGUGUUGAACGACCCUUUCUGCAGAAAGAGCUCCUUUACUAGCGCAACAGCGGCGACAGGUUAAUAUGGACUCGGUUAUUUAUGAAUCGUUGGUACUGUGGUAGCUCGGUUAGCUAGCGGAGCUCACCGGAUUUAACGUUAACGUUCGUCCCCCCCCACCACGUCAGUCCUGACCAACUGCUGCUGCUUCAUCGGGGCACAAGAAUGGACGGAAUGAUACGAAAGUGAGUCUGGACCUGGGGUCGGGUUUCGCAGCCAGGUUGCCUGUUCUCUGUGACGAUCGAAAGUGCAAACAGGCUCUAGACCGUCCUUCUUUUGGUUCCUUAUGCUCAAUGAGGACUCUUCCCGGGUCACUGCAGGAUGGAUGGUGUGGAUUUGACAGUCCUUGUGUGUCACCAUCAGCGAUUGCUCCUCUGUGACUGCGUCUUGUUCUUUUACAUUUAUAAAAGAACACCCCCUCUCCUGAGCUCAGACCAUAAAUACUGUAACAGUAACUGUUUAUAAGGAUCACCCAAGGAGGGGGCUCUCCCACAAACUCUUGAGGCUCUCGGGAGCUUUCAAUUUGUGCACCCCUCACUCUGUUUGUGGAGAAAUUCUUCACAGCAGAAGCAUAAGUUUACAUUUGGAUUUAUUCACCGUAAUUUAUUUAUUCUUUUGAGAGUUUGCAAAUUUUUCGUCUGGAGUGAAGAUGUCAAAAAACAAUGGCAUGGAGUUCCUAGCCCCUCCUCCACCAAAGAAUGUGAAUGGCUCAGGCUCCGACUCGCUGUUGCGUGAAAAGGUGGGCGCGGAGGUCCGGCAGCGGCGCCACACGAUGGAUAAAGAUCUGAAGACGGCUGAGCACCGGUUCUUCAGACGCAGCGUCAUCUGUGAUUCCAAUGUAACUGCACUCGACCUUCCUAGCAAAGCUUGUAUCCCCACGUCCCCUCCGGACUGCGAGUUGUCUGUGGCGCCCUUGGGUCUAGUCUCUGCUCCCGGUGUAGCCGCUGAGGCCUGCUUGGCUGUUGCGGAGGCUGUGGUGGAAGAGCAGGCAGAAGAUGCUGGUGAAGGAGAGAGCCUUGCUGGGCUUGAUGGGGUAGAGAAGCAAAGCCAGGAUGCAAAUGCAGGGCAGAGCGAAGUCCCUUGUACUGCUGUGGUGGCACCUACUGUGGCAGGUGACCAGGAGCAAGGAGGUGGAGCAGUAGAGAAACGUGAGGAAGAGGAGGAGAAGGGGGCAGCGAAGGCCAGAGCAGAAGCAGAGCAGAGGGAGGCUGAGAAGAAGGAGCAGGAGGACGAGGAAGUGGAAACCAAAGCUGUGGGCACUUCUCCAGAUGGCCGCUUCCUUAAGUUUGACAUCGAAAUCGGACGGGGCUCCUUUAAAACGGUCUACAAGGGCUUGGACACUGAAACAACUGUGGAAGUAGCUUGGUGUGAACUCCAGGACCGUAAGCUGUCCAAGUCUGAGCGGCAGCGCUUCAAAGAGGAGGCGGGUAUGCUGAAAGGCCUGCAGCACCCUAACAUCGUUCGCUUCUACGACUCCUGGGAGUCUCCCUUAAAGGGGCGCAAGUGCAUUGUGCUGGUGACGGAGCUCAUGACGUCAGGCACCUUAAAAACGUAUCUGAAGCGGUUCAAAGUGAUGAAGAUCAAGGUUCUGCGGAGCUGGUGCCGUCAGAUCCUGAAGGGCCUUCAUUUCCUCCACACUAGGACUCCUCCCAUCAUCCACCGAGACCUCAAGUGUGACAACAUCUUCAUCACCGGCCCAACCGGCUCCGUUAAGAUCGGCGACCUGGGCCUGGCUACUCUGAAGUGCUCUUCUUUCGCCAAGAGUGUUAUAGGUACCCCUGAGUUCAUGGCGCCUGAGAUGUAUGAGGAGAAGUAUGACGAGUCGGUGGAUGUGUAUGCCUUUGGGAUGUGCAUGUUGGAGAUGGCUACCUCAGAGUACCCGUACUCAGAGUGUCAGAACCCCGCUCAGAUCUACCGCCGGGUCACCAGUGGAGUGAAACCUGGCAGCUUUGAUAAGGUAGCCAUACCGGAGGUGAAGGAGAUCAUUGAGGGGUGUAUUCGACAAAACAAAGAUGAGAGAUACGCUAUUAAAGUCCUGCUGAACCAUGCCUUCUUCCAGGAAGAGACGGGGGUGCGAGUGGAAUUGGCUGAGGAGGACGAUGGGGAGAUGAUCGCCAUCAAGCUCUGGCUGCGCAUUGAAGACGCCAAGAAGUUGAAAGGCAAAUACAAAGAUAACGAAGCCAUUGAGUUCUCUUUUGACCUCAGUAAAGAUGUUCCAGAAGAUGUGGCCCAAGAAAUGGUUGACUCUGGCUAUGUGUGUGAAGGCGACCACAAGACCAUGGCCAAGGCCAUUAAGGACCGUGUGUCGCUGAUCCUACGAAAGCGAGAGCAGCGCCAGCUAGUGCGAGAGGAGCAGGAGAAACGGAAAAAGGAGGCUGAACUGCAGCAGCAGCUGAGCGAGUCCCAGAAGGCCUUGCAACUCGGGCCUCAGGCAACCCCAGGAGCCACUCUGAAUCAGUGCGGUGUCCAGCCACCAACCCCUGGCCAGCCUGAGUCAGAAGAGCCUGAAGCAGACCAGCACCAACAGCUGCAGUACCAACAAAGUGGCAUCUCCAUCACCUCUGAAGGCACAGUAGACAGUGGACAGGGCUUGUCCUUAUACUCCGAGACGCCCCUCAACCAGCUCACCAUGUCCUACAGUUCUUCAGCAGGAUCCCAGCAGGGCUCCCAGCAGCAGCAGCCUGGGCAGGCCUCUUACACCCCUGCCUCCCAGCCUGCCCAGCAGCACCCUGCCUUCCCCCAGCAGACUAUGCCACAGUCAGUGAGUCAGCAGUAUGGCGGCGGUGGAGGGGGCUCAACUCUGGCCCCUGAGCCCCCGUUCUUUUUCCCCACCAUCCCCGAGCGACCCGUCUCAUUCUCGCCCCCGCCGUCCUGCCCUCCCAAAGGCUUCAGCGUGCAGCGCCGCAAGAGCACGUCGAUCUUGGAGGCCCACACGCGCCACUUCCAGCCGGCCUACCGCAGCUACGGCAGCAGCCUCCAUCCUUUCUCCGGCGUGGAGGCCCUGGAGCCCUCACUCUUCUUGCUACCCAGUAUGGCUGCCCAGAGACUGGCAGAGCCCCUGCACCUGCAGGCCCCAUCUGAGUCCCUGUAUGGCUAUAAGGAGCAGCAGGAGGAGGCCGUGCGCAGACUGAGUCUCAACCAGGCCACUUUGUUGGACCAUUUUGAAAGCAUGGCAGCAUAUGGUGGCUAUCCAUUGGCAGCCCAUCAGCUCAACCAGCUCACCCUCCACCAGCAUAUGCAAGCUGCUGCUGCUAGCCUGGCUUUUGAGGCCCCACAGCCUAAUCCAGCCUACAUACACCCUCACAUUCCUGGCCACAUGCGCCUGACCCACAGCCCAGUCCCACAGCUGACCCCCAUAAGUGUAGCCCAACCAGUCACCUCUGUGGCCCAGCCAUCUUAUGACCAACCUCACUCUUCAUUCCCCCACUCUGCUCCACCAGUGCUUGCCCACGCAGCUGAACCUGCCAGUGCCUUUGAGUUCCAUGUCCAUGGCCUCCAGGCCGACCCGAACGCUGUAGCCUCAAGACUGUAUCGAACUCGCCGUGGGUCCAUGGAUCUUAACCUUGAGGAGGCAUCCGGCAAUUCUGCACUGGUCAGUCGGCUUCAGCCUGUCACUGAGGAGUAUAUUAGCUACGUAAGCCCGGAGCUCCCUCUACCCCCGGGCAGUCUGCUGCUGCAUGGACUCAAAGACCGCAGUCCAGAGCCGUCCAGUGACUCGGUGGCUUCUUCAGAUGCUGGAGAGUUCAACUCGCCGCCUCCUCACACAGGGCACCCUCAUCUGGAUGUUUCGUCAGCCCAGUCCAUCCCGCAGACAUCCUAUUACGGGCCAGACACGGGGAGCGGCACCUGCGACGGCCACCCACCCAGUCAGCAGACAUUUCUGUUCGUCCCGAACUCGGAGCUGUCUGGGACGUCCAGCUCCCACAUCAGCAUGCUGCACAGCAACUGGGCCAGGCAAACGCCCCUCCAGCCUGAGCUUUCAUACCAUGAGUCUGCCCUGGCUCUUCAGGGCUCUGCUUUGCAGGUUUCUGCUCCCCAGUCCGGCAGCGCUGUUCCUCUGGUUCCCAGCAGCUCCCAGUCCGCACCCUGGAUGGACCCAGUCAAUCCACAGUAUGGAGGUUACUACGUCCCAGCGCUCCCUUCGCAGGUGGUUCCACAGCAUGUUUCUCUGGGUCCUGCCUCGCAGCCCAGUGUUUCCCUGCCCCAGCAGCAGCCUCCAUUACAACCUGCCAGCUCAGGCCUGCAGAGCAUUGCCCAGACACACAUCCAGCCAGGACCUCCGGCUGCUCAGCAGUGUGCUAGUGAGCUGAGUCCUCCAGUUCAGUCCCCGACGCCCUGCGCAGAGCGCCUCUUCUUCCUCUACCAGGCCGCCCAGCUCGCUCUGGUACAGUCUCCAUUAUUCCCGCUGACCCAGCCUGUCCAGACCGACCCAUUCCCCCAGUCACCCUCCAUCUGCCCAGCCAUCAGCCGGUCCUCACUGCCCCUCUCCUAUCUCCCCCAGCCCUCCACACCUGGCCUGGGCUCCCUGGCCCCAGUUGCACUUCCCCCAGUAACAGUGGCCCAGGGGCAGCAGCCAAUUCCUGUGCCAGCCCCAGCAGUGCUGAGCUCCCCUGCAGUAGCAGCAGCAGGAACUGUGCCGGCUGUGUCUCCUUCAGUGCUGCCUGCCACCAUAGCCACAUCACCCACCUCGCCAUCGCAGCCCCAAAUGAAGCCUCCUCCUUCUCCUCUGCUGCUAGCCACCACCGUGCCGACAAUCCGUGUGGCCGCUGCCCCCACCCCUACUGAGCAGUCUGGUCUAGCUUCAGAAACCCCGUCCCAGACAUCCCUGACUGGAUCCCAGCCAGUAGAUAUGUCACAACUCCAACCUCCAGUGGUGACCUGCACUAUGGAAAGCAGCCAUUCUGAUGUGGCUUCCGGUCUGAGUGAUGGAAAUGAAGGCGUGACGGGUGGCAGGCACGAGGGGCGCUCGGCCAAGCGCCACCAGCGGAGAUCGGUGCGCAGCCGCUCUCGCCAUGACAAGAUCACAAAGGCUAAGCUCAAUGUGCUCAAUAUCUCCAACAUGGGUGACAGGGUUGCUGAGUGUCAGUUAGAAACACACAACAGGAAAAUGGUGACUUUCAAGUUUGACCUGGAUGGAGAUAAUCCAGAGGAAAUUGCUCAGAUUAUGGUUGAGAGCGAGUUCAUUCUGGAGAGCGAGCGGGAGUCCUUCAUCGAGCAGGUUCGGGAAGUCAUUGAAACGGCAGAUGAAAGAGGGCUUGAGAGAGAGGGCAGCCAGACUGCGAGUAACCCGGAGCAGCAGAUACCUGUUACAUACACACCACUCCAGCCAGGUGUUGGCGUGAGUUCCACUACCCAGGUGGUACACUCAGCAGGCCGCAGGUUCAUCGUUAGCCCUGUACCUGAGUCCAGGCUGAAAGAACAGUUCUUUGGCACAGCUCAACCAACAGCCCCACUCCUGGAGCAAUCUGCACCAUCAGCGUCAGUGGGAGGAUCUGCCGUGGGACUGUCUCAGUCUGCGUCUGCAGUCAGUCUGCAGCAGGCCUUUGCUGAACUCCGCCAGGGCCAGUAUGACCCUGGACCCAGCACAGCACCCCCUACCCUGCACACCUCCAUGCCUCCUCUGUUACCUGUAGCCAGCCCCCUCCCCGCUUCAUCUGCUGCUGUGCUCUCGCCUCCACCUCAGACUUCUGAACCGGUUGCCCCCUCUCCCCUCCCUCCUCCUUCCUCACUCCCCCCUGUUGUUGCCUCUCUGCCUUCUCAGCCCCCGCCACCCAUUAGUCAGCCUGCCAUGUCCACAGUGCCCACCAUGAUGUCUCCGCCCUGCUCAGUAUCCCCUCCAGUAGCGAUGAGUGCUGCUUCUAUGGUUCCUCCAGCCUCUUUCCCUCCAUCUACAGUCCCCCUGCAUGCAGUCAUAAACACUUCUGUGCCCAGCACUGCAGCCCUACCCCCUCACCCUGUUUCUAUCGUUAACAAUGUGAACACUCUUCCUGGGGGAACUGCUGAGCAGCCUCCUGUCCCUUCCACCGUAGCCCAACACACUCCAGCUGUGAUCCCAACCACAGCCAUCCAAACACCCCAGCUAAUUCCCUCCAGCGUUCCAAGUACCAGCGGCCUCCCAACUCCUGUUGCAGCCCCUUUGCCCCAGGUGCCUAGCCUUCAGCCGGUCACCACCAGUAUCCCUGUGGUGCAACCCACACCUGUGCACAGUCAGCCCCAGCCCUCCACACUUCCCAACCAGAGCCACUCUCACUGUGUGGAGUGUGAAGGAGACUCCCAGGGCAAGACCCCCGGCAUAGAUGACAUUCAUGCCCUGGACAAAAAACUACGCUCCCUUUUCAUGGACCUGGGCUCAGGCCCCCCUUCGGCACAGGCCGACACCGGGGCCCUGGAGCCCAACAUCCCUGGCACGUCCUCUCCUACCAGCUCCACCACCAUCUCUGGCGGCCCACCUCUCCCUCCUUCUAGCUUGCCUUUGGGUUUUUCUGGUCAGCCUGCAGGCUCCCCUAUGACCACCCCAGGCACAACUACCACGCCUGUCAACUAUGGCCAGAGCACGCCAUCCAAAGCACCAUUAUCAAGAUUGCCGGUGUUGCCUGUCGGCUCCGAGCAAGCCGGCACGCCACCCACAGAACACCUGCCACCCUUCCCAGGACCUUGUCUAACUCAGUCCCAGCAGCCCCUGGAGGAUCUGGAUGCCCAGCUGAGACGGGCUUUGAGUCCAGAGACUGUGUUGGUCAGCAGUGUCACGCAUCAGUCCUCUCUUACCGGGAUGCCUACUGGAGGUCAGCCAGUUCCAUUUUGUCUGGAUGGGGAUCCAGUAGCCACACCUGUAGCUGGAGGCUUCAAACUGGGCCGAUUUCAGGUGUCACUGGCAGCUGAUGACUCUUCCCUUCAGGCUCCCACCACCUCCAGUGACUCAUCUUCUUCUACCACCUCUUCGUCCACCUCUUCCUCCUCAUCCUCCUCUCCCUCCACUCUCUCCAGCCCGGAGAACACUCUGCACAGGGCCUCGUCUCCACUCCAUGAGCUAGGGGGAGAUGUUGUGGACGGCCUUCCUUCAAUGCAGCCUGGCCAGAAGGCACCCUCCCCGCAGCCCACCACCAUCGGCCGCUUUCAGGUCACCACCAGGACCGACACCAAGGUGGGCCGUUUUUCAGUGAGAAGGGCCCCAGAUGAUCCCCCUUCAGAGGCUCCAGGGUCUCCAGAGCCCCAGCCUCAAGCUCUUCCUGCUGUGGGAAAUGGCCCAGCUCUCAGCCCUGAAGGCAAGAGUCUGGCCAGCCUGAACAAUUCCUUCAACUCCUACUUCAGCAGUGACAAUGACUCUGAGUUUGAGGAUGAGGACUUCAAGCGAGAAGUCAGCAAGCUGCGAGAGAAGCACAUGAUGGAGAGUCAGGCCCUCUACACACGGCAGAAAGAGGAGAUCGAUGCCCUUUUCACUCGAAUGGGUAAAGUCCCGCCUGCCACAGUGAACCCACCCGCGGUGACCCUGGCUGGCCGUAGACGGCGACCCACCAAGAGCAAAAGCAGCAAAGCUAGCCGUGGUAGCUCACAGGGCAGCAAGAGCCCACUUCAGCCUGCGAGCAGCACUUUAUCGGCGCAGAGUGCUCCCUCAGUGUACCCACCGCAGCAGGGUUUCCUGGCCCCUGGAGGUCUGGUUGAUGCAGGGAGCAGCCCCGUCCUUCAGCCCUUCAAACCCACUCCUUCCAGUGAAAACCUGUACUCAGCCUACACCAGCGAUGCCACACUGUCUGCCCCCAGCCUCUGUGUAGCCACACAAGGCUGUGUAAAGUUCAGCUGUGGGUCGGAGAGAGUGACCUUCAAACCAGGUGGCAGAAGGACCCGUUUUCUGAGUACGCCCUGCUUGGCUCUUUGGAAGAUGGUGAAAAAAGUGUGCCCCUGCAACCAGCUCUGUAGGACGAGCAGCACCAACACGGUGGGUGGGCCGGGCCCGGGGCAGAGCCAAACUCAGCCACCGAACACUGCGCCCCAGAGCCGCAAGGGCACGUUCACCGACGACCUGCACAAGCUGGUGGACAACUGGGCCAGGGAUGCCAUGAACCUGUCCCAGGGCAAGAGGGGCACCAAGCACCAACAGCAGACCCCCUCUCAGGGCCACAGCUAUGAUAUGAUCCCACCUGCCAAUAUGGGACGGAAGUUCUCUGCUCCGGGUCAGUUGUGCCCCAACAUCGCUUCAUCUCUGAGCGGCCACACACCCAUGUCCAACCCUCCUGCUACCUCUAUGGGGUCCCGCAAGGGUUCCCUGUGCCCUACACCGCAGUAUGGCUACCAAUCAGCACCUUACAGCGGCCCGUGGGCCGGCGGCUCAGCUGCACACACCCAGGCGGCGGGCCUGCUGGCUGGCUCCCAACCCCUGGGCCAGUUCAACCCGGGCCCGUCUGCCAUGCAGGCCUUCCACAUUAGCACUUUGCAAAAGUCAGUCAGCAAUCCAGGAGGCCCUAACCUGAGGACCACGUAGGGCUCGGCCAGCCCAAUGGUAGGCCACGACAAGCGUUGACUGGGGGAAGAGUUAAAGAGUGGGGCAAAAAGGUAUGGACCGGUGGUGACGUUGCCGUGGGCUUGGGUACAUGAGUUGGGUUUCAUUGCAGCUUUGCAGACUCUGACUUGUCAAGGGGGCUGACAUCUGGCCUGUUUGCCCUGGACAGUAUUUUUCAUAUUGGGGAGAGAGUUCAGAGUGAGAGAAGAGCCAGCAGGAGAGUGCUGUGCGAGGAAAAGCCAGGGUUCGUGCACACAUAAACAGAAUCACACACCUCUCCCACAUCUCCUGGGGACUUCUCAUCAAUCCUGCACUCUCAUGGACAUGCUAUGGGGCAAACGCACAACAUGAGGAGAGAGAGGCAAAUAAAUAAAUAACAAAUCGGUGAACACAAUGAGUGCAAUGUUAAGUGGCCAAAGAAGGUUGUGACCUUUUUUUCUGUUUUGUUUUUUUGUUUUUCAAAAUCUCUAACGUGUAGUGAUGGCUUCCUUCACUAACCAGCCCCAGAGUGUUUACUCCAGAGUAGACUGUGGUGAUGGUAGGUCAGGGCGUUGGGUUGUAGCUUAUUAACCUUUUGAAGAAAGGCAAUCACCCAGUCCCUUCCCAGUCUCCAAGCUUGUCUUGACUGAUUUCCCAAUGGAGGCUAGUGAGUACUACUGGUGAAGGAAGAGAGGACAGAGAGAACAUGCCCCAUCUCUCCAUCACAACCCUGCUGCAAGCCCAGUAUCUGCUCUAAUGCCAUGUAGUAAUGCAAUAAUUAUAGUAAUAGAAUGACAAAGCCCAUUUUAAAAUGCAGAAAGUGGCCUUCAGUAGAGAAAAUAUAAAAUUCAUGUACAGCUUUCUCUCUUUUUAUGAAUUAGGUUAUGAAUUUACAUUUGGUUACGUUUUAGUAAGGUUGUACAUAUGUGCAGAGGUCAUUCAGCCACCCCUGUGUUUUGGACUACAAAGCUACUUCAGAUCCCAGCUUGCUUUGUGGUGCAUUGCCAUGCUUACUGUACUCCUUUCACAUUGGACCGUUUUGACUGGGCCCUCAAAUUGAUAAAUUAUCCUGGAGUAAAUGUUUAUAUCCGGGCUGUAAGGAGGAGUAUAUUUGGGUAUUAAUAAAAUCCUCACUUUGCCUGCCUGUACAGGGCUAGACAAACUAAUUCCCAAUUUAAAAAAAAAACAAAAAACCUGUUUACCUGUACGCUCUAUCUAGUAUUCUCAAUCGGUAUUGACAGGGAUGGGAAAAGUUGGAGGUAAAGUGGAGGUUUGAUUUAAACGGGGGUGCCAGUCUGGCUCUUCCAAGCAUUCUGCCUUGGAAGCCACUAAAGCUUUAAAUCUGUUAUCUAUUACUAACGUAACAGCUUUUAUAAUCAUGGCCGCAUUAGGAGCCUCUUUAGGUUGACAGGUUGAUUUUGAAAUGUAUGUUUGAAUGAGAAAAGUCGAGUUCUGUAUGGACCUGUAUUACCCAUCAGUUUUUGAUGUUGAAACACUGUGAUUUAUUAUAAAUGUUGUUGGACAACAUUAGUUUAAAACAAAGGUAGAAAAAGGGUGGAAAUUGGAGGAUUAUUGCUAUUAGCUUAAAGGUGAAGAAAGGCUAGCUAUUACCUUAUACAGAACUUAUUGGAGACACUUUAACCUUUUUUUUUUUUUCCUUUGUACUUUCUUUGUAUUAGAUAAAUGUGAAUGUAAAAUGGUUUCAAUUAACAUACUUGAAUAACCGGUCCGUUUUUCCCUCACCCCCCCGCCCCCCAGUGCCCAGAGAGCGUGCUGGAGUUUCUAGUGCCUUGCAUUCAUUCAGUUUUUAUUUCUCGUUUUUCUUUUUUUGGCUUUGUGGUUGGAUGUCGAGGCAGCGGAGGUGCUUGGUGCCUGAUUGGAUUGCUGGUAUGUGGACUAAACAGGUUACAGUAUACAGUAGGGAAGAGAUUCUGGGUUUUGGUGCCAUUUUCUUUUGAGGCUGAAAUGAUGAGACGUAGUUCUGUCGUUUUAUUGCGUUUGGGCAAGGGUUGCAAAUCGUUUUGAAGCUCGGACAUUCUUGAAGUUUGCAGGUAGUGUGUAAAUAAACAGCCACCGUAGUUGCAGAUGCCGCAGGCUGUGCAGUCAUCCUGCAAUUGGGUUAGGUGUACUCUUAAUCCACUCAGUGAGGCUCCAGCUCAUUGCAUUGUCAUGAUACGGUAGGCACGGUUAGACUGGGUUCCAGGCCGUAAUUCAGGGAGGUGAGCGAGCGUGGUGACAGUAUGCCCAGGCUAAAGAAUGAUUUCACUCAAUUGUAAGGUGUGUGUGUGUGUUGGGGGGGUUAUUGGUUCAAGGUUGCAAUUCUCCUAAACUUGUUCUGUAAGCAGGUGAGCAGAAGCGUGCCUAUAGCUGAGGCUCUCCUCGAGAAGAUUUGCUUGAGUGCUUUGAUUUUGACAAACCACAGUGCCCUUUUUUCUCCUGAGAGGUCACGCAGACCAGCAGCAGCAGCCUUGUGUUGGCAACAGGUCAGUCAGAUAGAGGUGGCAGGAUGAGGCAAGUGGAAGAAAAGCGUAAGUGUGCGAGACAGUAUGUUGUGUAUUAGUAAAUAAGUAAAGGGGAAAAAAAUUUCCUGUGUACUCAGUUAAGCUGCAGGUCAUUCCGAGUGGUUUGAUGUGGAGAGCGUCAUUCUAGAGAAACCAGACGUCUAAAGAGUUUAAAGCCUCUAAACACUCCCAAAACAUUAAUGGGUUACACAUGUUGCCUGACACCAGAGACAUCGUUUUAUGAUGGCUCUAAAUCAUAUCGCUGUUACUGGAACAAAACCUUGUGUCUCCAAAAUGAGAACUUUACAGGAGAGGGAAAAAACGUACUCCACUUUUAAUGGAAGUCAACGGAACCAGGCUUUUUUUUACCAGGUCAUUUUCGGCCGUUUCUGUUGAUCCAUUCAUCUUGAAAUUGAAACGCAAUGUAAAGGACAAGUAUUUUCAAAUUCUGCCAAAAACAAAAAUGGAGAGCAGCGAUAUAUAAUUGACACAUUCUGAUGUCAGGGUUAAUUACAUUACACAUAAAAACUCACGUUUAGGUUCACUGGUUGUUUUGGAAAGUAAAUAAAAUUUAUUUUAUGUA
Molecule: messenger RNA, 11997 nt
Organism: Pygocentrus nattereri (red-bellied piranha)
Lineage: Eukaryota; Metazoa; Chordata; Actinopteri; Characiformes; Serrasalmidae
Gene: wnk1b
Product: WNK lysine deficient protein kinase 1b
Exons: 33
Coding region: 1090-8916 (2608 amino acids)
Biological process (GO): positive regulation of potassium ion import across plasma membrane; intracellular signal transduction; protein phosphorylation
Cellular component (GO): cytoplasm; cytosol
Molecular function (GO): ATP binding; protein serine/threonine kinase activity; chloride channel inhibitor activity
Source: RefSeq, a predicted model, not a curated record